AUGGCUCCCACCCUCAACAUCACACACAUCGGGACAGCAACCGCAACCCUCGAGAUCAACGGGGUCAACAUGCUCUCCAUCAUCGACGCCAUUCUCCUGGGCCACGAGGAUCACGUCGACAACCUGGAUGAUCUGGGCCACCACAAGAAGUGGACUGUCAUUGGGACGCCAACAAAGCACAUUCUUGGAGGGGAAUGCACGGGCUUCAUCAUCACCAGCGACGAGUUAGUUCGGACGCGGAUGCGAAGGACUCCCGAGCGCAUUCUAUCUUUCAGGUGGCACGGUAUAUGUUAA
Messenger RNA from Aspergillus mulundensis, 294 nucleotides. RefSeq lists its product as uncharacterized. The record is from RefSeq and is a predicted model, not a curated record. Bases 1 to 294 code for a protein of 97 amino acids. NCBI's taxonomy places the organism in Eukaryota, Fungi, Ascomycota, Eurotiomycetes, Eurotiales, Aspergillaceae. The transcript is spliced from 2 exons.